Cryptomeria japonica (Japanese cedar) is the source of this 2261-nucleotide messenger RNA. RefSeq lists its product as uncharacterized. The transcript is spliced from 13 exons. Gene Ontology annotation, molecular function: ribosome binding; GTP binding. Bases 156 to 1811 code for a protein of 551 amino acids. Lineage: Eukaryota; Viridiplantae; Streptophyta; Pinopsida; Cupressales; Cupressaceae. Gene Ontology annotation, cellular component: cytoplasm. The record is from RefSeq and is a predicted model, not a curated record.
UUUCUGUAAAUUAAGAUUUUAAGUUGUGGUGGACGUUAAAAAUCUUCUAUACUUUUCUAAUCAGCGUUACUGGUUUGCGUUAAACUUAGCUCGUCUCACUAUUAUUAUUGGUGAUGAGUGUGAAGCAUCCAUCCUUUUUUUAGUAAACAUUAGCAAUGAAUGUCCAAGCAUUGUCUCACUCAAAUCCGGGGACAAUAUGUAAUGGAUGGAAGCCUUUGAGGCCCGGAACGAAAAACGAACGCAGCAGCUUCCACAAGAGGCUUUCUACCAGGCCUCUUAGAAUAAGAAUAACAAGGGCAGAAGCAGUCAAAGACUCCUUGAAUUUAGAAUUACGAGCUUCCGAUGCUAACUUGGGAUUUGUUGAAUUUGAAGCAGUUGGUUCUAUUGAUGGAACUACGGCGAUUAGAACCGAGGAAAUUGGACUUAUUGCAAAUGACCAAAAAACUGAAAAUUCUUUUGCUACUAGAAGCCCUGCGAAGAAAAAGAAGAAGAAAGCAGAAGAUAAAAAUGAUUUUACCAGGUUUAAAGUUCAAAACGGUCGAGAGGUUUUUGAAGAGAGAGCAUACCUUGUUGGUGUUGAGCGAAAUGGAAAUAAUGCCUUGUUUGGAAUUGCAGAUUCACUCAACGAAUUAUCCCAACUAGCUGAAACAGCAGGCUUGAAUGUUGUGGGAUCUACACAUCAAAGGUUGGACAGACCGAAUCCUAGAUCAUAUAUUGGAUCUGGUAAAGUUGCAGAGGUUUUAACCACCAUUCGAGCUCUGGAUGUUGAGACUGUAAUAUUUGACGAGGAGCUGUCACCUGGCCAACUUAAGAAUCUAGAGAAGGCUUUUGGCCCAGACGUUCGUGUUUGUGAUCGUACAGCACUUAUUCUGGACAUCUUCAACCAACGGGCUGCAACACGUGAGGCUGCUUUACAGGUCACACUAGCACAAAUGGAGUAUCAGCUACCCCGGUUGACUCGAAUGUGGACUCAUCUUGAAAGGCAGGCAGGAGGCAUGGUGAAGGGAAUGGGUGAAAAACAAAUUGAAGUAGAUAAGCGUAUCUUACGUGAUCGAAUUAGCUCUUUGAAAAAGGAAUUGGAAUCAGUGCGUGAGCAUCGCAAACAAUAUCGAGAUCAUCGUUCAUCUGUUCCUGUACCAGUUGUAUCUUUGGUGGGCUACACAAAUGCUGGGAAAAGCACGCUUCUAAAUCGUUUAAGUGGAGCUGAUGUCCUUGCUGAGGAUCGCUUGUUUGCUACUCUUGAUCCUACUACAAGACGGAUGGAGCUAGCCAAUGCCAUGGAGUGCCUGCUCACUGACACUGUAGGGUUCAUUCAAAAGCUUCCUACACAACUGGUGGCUGCAUUCAGGGCAACAUUGGAGGAAAUAAGGGAUUCUUCAUUGUUGGUGCAUGUGGUAGACAUAAGCCAUCCUCUGGCUUCACAACAGACAGAAGCUGUGAAGAAAGUGCUUGCAGAACUUGAUGUUGAGCACAUUCCAAUGUUGACUCUGUGGAAUAAGGUUGACAGGGUUACAAAUCCUGACAGAAUCAGAGGAGAAGCAGAGAAUAGAGGGGAUGUUAUUUGUGUCUCAGCAUUGAAUGGUGCUGGUCUGCAAGAAUUUUACUCUGCUGUUGAAAAUAAGUUGAAGGAUUCUAUGGUCUUGAUAGAAGCAUCUGUCCCAUUUGAUAUGGGUGAACUUGUUAGUACAGUACAUCGUGUUGGGAUAGUUGAAAAAGUGGAAUAUUUUGAGAAAGGAACUAUGAUCAAAGCACAUGUACCAUUGUCACUGGCAAGACAGCUGACACCCAUGCGACAACCUUGUAUUUUGUAAAUAUCCAGUGUAUUUUAACUCCAAAUUGACAUUGUGUUCACAACUUUUCCAUAUUUCAUGGAGGAAAUCAAGAGCUUCCGUGUAUAUUUGAAAGAUAAAAGAAAAAUGGCUACCUACUAUUGUUACUUUUAUAAUUCAAUGCCCUUUCGAGCCCAAUUGGUGUGAAUUUACAUAGUAAUGAUUCCAAUCUGUAGUCAAAUCUAUGGAACUGUUUGAGCAGAUCCUAUUUCCCACAAUAUCAUCCAGCCCGCCUUUGUUCAAAUUAUGAGUUUUCUCUAUGGGACGUCAAAGGGCUAGCAUUCUUUGUUUUUAUUAGUGAUAUAUGUUUCAGGUGUCUUUUCUGCCCAGUUCAGCAAAAUAUUUUCUAAGAACUAUUGCACAUUUACAGAAUGAGAAAAAAUAUCUAAGCAGCCUACCUUUGUUAACUGAUUUUUCUUUGACUUGGCAUAA